This is a messenger RNA of Rotaria sordida, 654 nucleotides long. Lineage: Eukaryota; Metazoa; Rotifera; Eurotatoria; Philodinida; Philodinidae. The record is from the annotation of a GenBank genome assembly.
AUGCCAAUAUGUUCAACAUUAUUUAAAAAUUUUGAAAGAUUAAGUACACAUGAUUUAUCAUCCUAUGAACAACUUUCAUGUGAUACUAUAUUAACAUCAAUUCAUAAACAUUUAUCAAAUUUAUAUGACCUAUAUGAUGAAUAUUUUCGUACAUUAAAUGAUGUCAUUAAUAAGCUAGGGUUUAUAAAAAUCUGGCAUAUUACUUGGACAAAAACAACAAAAGAAUAUAGUGAAUUAUUUAUAAAUGAACAUGUUAAUAAAGAACAAGAAAUGAUUGAUCGAUUAUUAAUAAUAUCAUCAUCAGAUAGUAUUCUUAUUGAACCUGUUGAAGAAUUAUGUGAACGUAUUAAACAACCAUCAACAUUACCAUUAUUACUUGCACAUAUUGGCUUAUCACAUCGUUUAAUGAAUAAAAUGAUUUUGGAAUUUGCUGCAUCAAUACAACACUUAUAUCCUCACAAAGUUGCAUAUAGAGUUUCUGCCGUUUUUUUUUGUGCUGUAAUUAGUGCACAUUAUUUAGCUAAAGUUAAUAAAUGGAUCUUAUUAUUAAUGAAUAGUAUUGCACAAAGAAAGUCAAUACGUAUGGCUAUAUGGGGACUAAAUUGUCUUAUGUUAAGUACAUGUCCAUCGCAUAAAACUACUAAUGCAUUAUAA